AUGGCUACGUUAAAGCAAAGAAAAGAAGAUUUUGUUACUGGUUUAGAAGGUGGUACUAUUUUAGAGAUCAAUUAUAUUACUUCUAUUGCUCUAGUGAGCUAUUUUUGUUGGAAUUUGAUUAAAAAUGAUGAUUUGAAUGUUAGUUUUGAAUUUUUCUUGGAUUGGGUAGCUUUAUUGUUAUCAAUUACAACAUAUUCUGAUUCGCCAUCUGUUUUAAUUACCUUAAUGUUGAUUCCAUGUUUGACUGCAUUUUUUUGGAGAUUGCUCUCUAAUAGAGAUACUCAAAGUGGGAAAGCUGGAUCAGAUUCUGAUUCUGAUUCAUCUAAAGAGGUGGGUUAUCAAUUGGUUAAAAAACCGUUCAUAACUGCUUAUCGUGGGUCCAUGUUGAUUAUUACGAUGCUAGCCAUUUUAGCAGUUGAUUUCAAUAUCUUUCCUCGUAGAUUUGGGAAAGUUGAGACUUGGGGUACCUCGUUGAUGGACUUGGGUGUAGGUUCAUUUGUAUUUAGUAAUGGUUUAGUUUCUUCGAGAGGUUUGAUCAAGGAAAAAAUGGAUCCUCGUUAUAGAUUGAAUUUCUUUAAAAGAAUUUAUAAUGGUUUAAAAUCUGGUUUAACAUUGUUGAUAAUUGGAUUAUUGAGACUUUAUUUUGUGAAAAAUUUAGAGUAUCAAGAACAUGUAACUGAAUAUGGUGUUCACUGGAAUUUUUUCUUGACCUUGUCGUUGUUACCACCAGUACUGUCAAUUAUUGAUCCAAUUGCUGAAUAUAUCCCUCGUAACAUCAUUGCAAUUAUCAUAUCUAUUGUAUAUGAAUGGAUAUUAUUGAGAGAUAAGCAAUCAAUGUUAACAUUUUUGAUUUUAGGGGACAGAACCGAUUUUUUCAGUUCUAAUAGAGAAGGUAUAAUGUCAUUUUUUGGUUAUUGUUCAAUCUUUUUAUGGGGACAAAAUACAGGAUUCUUCAUUUUGGGUAACAAACCUACAAAAAAUAAUUUUUAUAAGCCAUCAGCUGAAUUGAUAACUACAUCUAAGAAGAAUAUAACAUCUAAAAGAUCUCAAUCGAAUUCUAAGUCAGGUUCAAAAUCAAGUUUUACAUUUUUCGAUAAAUUGACAACCGUAUCGCCAUUAAGAGGAUUAAUUUCAUGGACUUUAAUCUUUAUGAUCACUACAAAUAUCAUAAUUCAAUGUCAUCCAUUUGAUAUCUCAAGAAGGUUUGCUAAUAUCUCUUACGUGUCAUGGGUAGUGACAUACAACUUAGGAUUUUUAUCAUUUUACUGUUUAAUCGAUAAAAUAUUCAACAAUUCAGAAAAUAAUUAUAAGGUAUCAAUUCCAUUGGAGGCAGCUAAUAGCAACGGUUUGACUCUGUUCUUAAUAAGCAACGUCACUACUGGUCUAGUCAAUAUGUCAAUUUCGACCAUAGAUGCAUCUGAUUCAGUAUCAAUUGUUAUUCUACUUGCAUAUUCAGCAUUCUUAUGCUCAUUAUCGGUAAUAAUGUACAAAUAUAAGAUAUUCAUUAGAUUAUAA
This is a messenger RNA of Vanderwaltozyma polyspora DSM 70294, 1515 nucleotides long. RefSeq names its product glucosaminyl-phosphotidylinositol O-acyltransferase (gene GWT1). Gene Ontology annotation, cellular component: endoplasmic reticulum; membrane. Bases 1 to 1515 code for a protein of 504 amino acids. Gene Ontology annotation, molecular function: glucosaminyl-phosphatidylinositol O-acyltransferase activity. The transcript has a single exon. The record is from RefSeq and is a predicted model, not a curated record. Lineage: Eukaryota; Fungi; Ascomycota; Saccharomycetes; Saccharomycetales; Saccharomycetaceae. Gene Ontology annotation, biological process: GPI anchor biosynthetic process; protein localization to plasma membrane.